Molecule: messenger RNA, 1698 nt
Organism: Diachasma alloeum
Lineage: Eukaryota; Metazoa; Arthropoda; Insecta; Hymenoptera; Braconidae
Gene: ringer
Product: TPPP family protein CG45057
Exons: 4
Coding region: 203-838 (211 amino acids)
Biological process (GO): positive regulation of protein polymerization; microtubule polymerization; microtubule bundle formation
Cellular component (GO): microtubule
Molecular function (GO): tubulin binding
Source: RefSeq, a predicted model, not a curated record
CAUUGCGUAGCGCGCAAUGAGGAUCAAUAGAACACAUGCGCUCUCCGCAUGCCCAGAUUUUCUUCCGUCACAAGCUCCAGAGUACCUAGACACUACAGCUGUUGUCAUAUACAAACCCGUCAUCAACAGAUUUAAGUUGAGAGUCCCAAUAGAAACGGAGUGAAAACUACAAAUCAGUAGUGAAGCGGUAAACCGAGCAAUUAUGGAGGGCGAAAAGCCGACAAAUGGUACCAGUAACUCCGUGGAGAAUGUGAGUAGUGAGAUUGCAAAUGUGAAAAUUGAAAAUGGAACGGAAAAGUCUGCACCCGGAAGUCCAUCCCCCGGAUCGGGGACGGGAACGGCGGCGGCGGGGGCUAGUGUAUCGAUAGCAACGAAUUUCAAAGCUUUUUCGAAAUUUGGAGAUACAAAGAGCGAUGGCAAACACAUUACGCUGAGCCAGAGUGAUAAAUGGAUGAAGCAGGCGAAAGUCAUUGACGGAAAAAAGAUCACUACCACUGAUACUGGGAUUUAUUUUAAAAAACAAAAAUCAAUGAAACUGAGUAUGGAGCAGUACAAAGCAUUUUUAGAAGAAUUAGCAAAAGCAAAAAAGAUUGAGCUCUCGGAGAUAAAAAGUAAAAUGGCGAGUUGUGGACCACCUGGAUUUACAUCUUCAGCCGUUGGUGCUAAAGCCGCCUCGGCCGUUGACAGACUGACGGAUGUCAGUAAAUACACGGGCUCUCACAAGCAGCGCUUCGACGAGACCGGAAAGGGCAAAGGCAUCGCCGGAAGAAAGGAUAUACCCGACGCCUCCGGUUAUGUGCAGGGGUACCAAAACAAAGAUACGUACAAAGGGCAAUAGUUCCGCCCGGGGAAUCCCCCGGAUUUGCCUCAACGAUGAAAAUUCCUGAUUUCUUGAAAUUAAUUUUCCGUUUAUCGGAGCAAUAAAUUGAGCCGAUGAGCUCUGUUCAAGGGUUAUCGUGUUGGACACGAUACAAAUUACGUGGCGAAGACAGUUUAUGGCAAUGAGCCAAUUAAAGCCAUCCACCCACUGAGAUAUUUAUAUUUGAAUCGAGUGAGAAUUAUUCGAGCGAAAUUCUAACUUUGCAAUAUCAAAGUUAAAUCUUUGAAAUAAUUAUUAAUCUUUUCAAUUAUUUACAUCAACUUUGAUUAUUUAGAAUUAAAUGCCUCUGAUGAUGGACUAAUGGAAAAUAUCUUUCAACUGGAAAAAAUUGUGAUAAAUACUGUGGAGAGAGAUGAUCGGGAGAAUAACUUUUUGUACAUUAUUUCGAGAAUAUUUUAGCAUUUUCCUGGCACAAACCCGCUGAUAUCAAAAAUAUUAGCAGAAUAAUUGAAUUAAUUUCAAUACUCAAAUAACAAUUCUCUAGAUUUGAAUAAAUUAAUCACUGGGUGCACAAUUUCCCCUCCCGAAAAUGCAAUCAAUAAUUCUCAUCUGCAAUCCUCAAUAGCGUCUCGGAAUGGUCUCGAGUCAUCAUUCCCCUUAAUCUCCAUGAAGAAUGAGGCAAUCACAUUCGUCACGUGUAAUUAGACAUAAGUAUCAUUAACUCUGCAGGCAUAGAGUAUACCUUUUCCGUGAUACACCUCAGUGUAGAGAACAUGUUUAUCAAUCACACUUGUUAAAAAAGAAAAAAAAGAAACCAAAAGAAUUAAUGAAUUGAAUAAAUAUAUAUGGCACAAGGCUAGAUGAGAAAAACACAUUAA